This is a messenger RNA of Exophiala bonariae, 1749 nucleotides long. RefSeq lists its product as uncharacterized. Bases 1 to 1749 code for a protein of 582 amino acids. NCBI's taxonomy places the organism in Eukaryota, Fungi, Ascomycota, Eurotiomycetes, Chaetothyriales, Herpotrichiellaceae. Gene Ontology annotation, biological process: DNA-templated transcription. Gene Ontology annotation, molecular function: zinc ion binding; DNA binding. The record is from RefSeq and is a predicted model, not a curated record. The transcript has a single exon.
AUGGAUGGUGUAAGGACUGACAAGCUUUCCAGGCCCCACCCGAAUCAACUCAAGUCUCACAGUGCUCGUCGACGACAUGAAGAACUGCAAGUCACCACUCCUGAGACCAUUGCAGAUUCUGCUGAGCGCAAUAACAAUGGUCAGGGUGUCUCAGCUGACCUACCACUCCCUUCCACUGAUGUUUCUCCAACCUUUGAUAGUGGAAAUCUGUCCCGUUUCUUCGAGGCCGGAGUCCUUUCCGCCAAGUGGGAUGGGUUUGAGGAGAAUGGGACAUUCCGAGAUGUGUACAUUGGUACCGAUGUUGCUAAUCUCCACCAUCUUGUGCGAGAUCAUGAGCUCCCAGGAAGUGGCUGCUUGUUCUAUCCUUUUCCCGCGAUUCGGGAUGAGUUGUACUGGAAACCAGCCCAUGCAGCCUCGAUUCACCACUACCUUUCGGUGGAGUCUUUGAACGAUUUGAGCAGUUUUCCCGUCCGCCAUGUCCGGGACGCUUUGGUAGAUACAUACUUCAAGGACAUCCAUCCAGGGUUCCCAAUCCUUGACAAGGCCAAUUUUCGCAAGAGAUAUGAAGACCCUGACAAUCCACCUUCACUCAUAGUCUUCCAAGCGAUGCUUCUUGCAGCAGCUCGCAUCACAAACCAUCCUCAGGUUGCUGCAUGCCGCGAGAUCACGACCGCCGUCUUUUACAAAAGGACCAAGACUCUUUUCGACAUCAGACAUGAGCAUGACCGAGUAGAUCUGAUUCAGGCCGCACUCUUAAUGGCGUGGUACACGGAGAGCUCAGAUACUGUGGCCUCAAAUGCUUACUACUGGGUUGGCAGCGCUGUGCGCAUUGCCUUCGGCAUGGGCCUGCAUCGCUCCGCCUCGCUUCGGUAUGUGCCCCCAAGCAGACGGCGUUUCGACAGAAAGUACAAAAAGAUAUGGUGGACUCUGUUGUACAGUGAAGCCAUGUUAGCACUAGAGUAUGGCCGACCCAGUCAGAUUCGAAUUGAUGAUUUUGACGUGGGAGUUUUAGAAGACGACGACUUCAAGAACAUGGAUGAUUCAGAUGAUGAUAUGGUGAAUGGUCAUUUCUGCUCCAUCUUGGGCGACAUCUCCAUCGUCGCUCUGGAUGUUCUCAGUCUCCGAGCACCACGAGGCAGGCCCAUCCACCCGCCCACACAGACGAUCGAACAUCAAUUGGCCAAUGUUGCGAUGCGUAUACUUCCAAUUCAUGAUGCGUGGUCCUGCCAGCUCCGUCUCAUCUACAAUCUGGUCUCGUUGGCAUUUCAUCGCACCAGAGACGAUGAGGAUGCGGCGAAGCUCUGCUCUGAAGCGGCGUCAAACAUUCUUACGACCUUCGAAGCCAUGGUGGUGCAUGGUACGAUCCGCCAAUGCCAUCUAAGUACCACCACAGCCCUGAUGGCAGCUGCCCUCGAGUUCGCUCGCGAGGCUCGAUCAGCAGCUGCGACACGGUCAAUCAUAAAGGCCAUUUCGGCUCAUGGGCAGCUUCAGAGACUACUGGGUCCAGCAGAAGCCCUUUCGCCAUAUUUUUCGCAUGUUAAAGCUGUCUGUAAAUUGUGCAAGAGUCUGAUUGCGCGUGCUGAGGUUCUCAUUAAAGAAGCCCAGGAACCGAGCUCUACGUUGACAAAUUCUGAUCUCCCACCUGAAACCAAUAUUGACUGGGAAGGGAUCAUGACAAACUAUCGUACGCCAAACCUUGGGUUCGGAAUGGGCAUCGAGGGCGAAGAUUGGUUGUUCGACUUUUCGUGA